This is a messenger RNA of Talaromyces rugulosus, 927 nucleotides long. RefSeq lists its product as uncharacterized. Gene Ontology annotation, biological process: mycotoxin biosynthetic process. The record is from RefSeq and is a predicted model, not a curated record. Bases 1 to 927 code for a protein of 308 amino acids. NCBI's taxonomy places the organism in Eukaryota, Fungi, Ascomycota, Eurotiomycetes, Eurotiales, Trichocomaceae. The transcript has 5 exons.
AUGGAUAUUUUCCGAAACAAAGACUCGGUUCUAUACUCCAGUCUUGGAGAAGGCGAGUCCGAAAAGGACGACGAAUCCAGCUCCAGCCUGUUGAACUCGGAAACAUCUUCACAACAACCUCCGAGGAGGAAUCAACGGGUGUGGCCGUUCGUUCUACCAUGGAUUGUUUCGACGUUUGCCUUGGCCUGGGUUUCCGCUUAUCUGUAUCUCAACUCACUUCCUCCGGCGCAGUUGCAGGAGCAUAGCUAUUCGACUGGAUGGAAGACUGAUUUUGCCCCGGCACGAUCCGCGAUUUCCUUAGAGGAAGUGACUUUUACCGGCGGUCCGAUGUAUUCUGAGAAUGGCACCUACUACGUCCCUCACCCAGCGGCAAUCAACUAUACGGCCGAUCCAAGCCCAGAACUGGAUAGAGCUUGGGAGGAAUUGACUUGGGGCCGCUACGUGGUUCUGAACGAGCAAGAGGCAAAGGAUGCCUUUGAGGAGAAGUUUGGAGAUGUUCAGCAGUUCUGGAGUCCGUCGCGCGGCGGAUACAUUAGCGGAUUCGACAUGUUCCACACCCUACACUGUCUAGAUCGGAUCCGCCAGCGGUUCUAUCCCGAGUACUAUGUCCAAGAAGACCUCUACACGCAUCGCGUGCAUCAUCUCCACUGCCUCGAGCAAGUCCGCCAGUACAUCAUGUGCUCAGGCGAUAUGACUCCGGUUCCUACGAGGUACAACGCUGCCCGGAAGCAUAGCUAUGUUGAUUCAGACGUCACGCAUACAUGCAGGAACUUUGGGCAGUUGCGAAACUGGCUGAGCGAAAGGUUUAAUGGCAGUCUCGCCGUGCAGCCGAUUUGUCCAGGGGCGACGAAGCCGGAGAUGGGGUCGACAAGCUGUGUGUUGGAUGAUGAUGAUGAUGACAACAACAGCAUGGAAAUGGGCCAUUAA